AUGGGCGACCAUAUCCUCUUCUUCUACGGAACCCUAAUGGUCCCGCAAAUUCUCCAUAAAGUAAUCCAUGGCUGCGCCAACCCAGAACCCUGGCAAAAAGCCAUGCUCCGCUUCCAACCCGCCAUUCUACACGGGUAUAGACGACAUCGUGUGCAAGACGCCGAUUACCCAGGGAUCGUGGCAGUGCCGGAGGUACAAACCGAGAUGGAGAAGCCAUCUGUACCGAAAACCCACUUUGGGACAUCGGUCAUAGGAACUCUCGUGUCGGGACUAACAGAGGGCGACCUCCACCGACUAGAUAGGUUCGAGGGCUCCGAGUAUGAAAAGAAAUGGGUUACUGUGCGCACGCUGCGAGAAGUGCCGGGUGAAGAUCAGAGUCAUGCUAGUGAGGGGGUGACUGAUGAGAGUCAGUUGCGGGAAAUGCUGAAUGCGAUGGGUAGUACUGUUUCUGAUGAAGGAGAAGAGGUUCCGGCUGUGACUUAUGUAUAUACCGCUGGGAAGGAUAUGCUUGAGGAUGCGGAGUGGGACUUUGAUUCGUUCAAGAGGGAUAAGAUGGCGUGGUGGGUUGGGGCGGAUGAGAGUCAGUGGUAG
This is a messenger RNA of Penicillium vulpinum, 591 nucleotides long. RefSeq names its product gamma-glutamylcyclotransferase family protein. The record is from RefSeq and is a predicted model, not a curated record. The coding region runs from base 1 to 591 and encodes 196 amino acids. The transcript has 2 exons. NCBI's taxonomy places the organism in Eukaryota, Fungi, Ascomycota, Eurotiomycetes, Eurotiales, Aspergillaceae.